UGGGCCUAUGCUUUACCCCUUAAAAUUUUGGGCUCGACAUUGAUGGAUUGGCCCAAGAGUUCCGGUCCAAGCCGGCCCAUCUCAAGGUCAAGGCGUGUAGUUGGACAUUGUAAAAGCUGAGUGAAUCAAAAAUGGGAAGGGAGGCGAAGCAAAGCAAAGCAAAGCAAACGCCAGAUACAUGGGAGUUCAAGGUCUUUGGGGAGCUUCUGGCCCCUGUUGGCCGCUGUGUGUCUGUCGAGACCUUCGCCGGGAAGAAGCUCGCCAUUGUCGUGAGCAUAUGGCCGCAGUAUGAUAUUGAUGAAGUUGAUGACAGCAUCAGGUGACAUCCACAAAUAUAACAGAGCCACAACUAAAGGGCGAUUCAGAAGGAAAUCCUGCAAAUGAUGAAAAUGAUUCCCACUCAGAUUUUGAUAACAUUCAAGAGUUAAAGCAGCAUUUCAUGGAGAAACAGAGAAAUGUGAGCAAGAAUUGGCACAUUCCUCCAUCUUUUCCUAGUGAGGCAGUAGUAUCUGCUUAUUCUACUCCUCAAGUGGACAAAUCUGCUGAGACUUUCUCGUGGGGAAAGCCAGAUAUUUUCAUUUUACGCAAAUUAAAGUUUGGGUGGAAUAGCAAGAAGGCAGAUGAGUUGUUACUUCCUGUUCUGAAUGAGUACAAUAAACACGAGGUUGGUGCUAGAACUUUCUUCGUCACUCAUAAACUUAUAGGAAGACUGUGACAUGUUCAUCUU
Molecule: messenger RNA, 727 nt
Organism: Punica granatum (pomegranate)
Lineage: Eukaryota; Viridiplantae; Streptophyta; Magnoliopsida; Myrtales; Lythraceae
Source: RefSeq, a predicted model, not a curated record